Molecule: messenger RNA, 228 nt
Organism: Eremothecium gossypii ATCC 10895
Lineage: Eukaryota; Fungi; Ascomycota; Saccharomycetes; Saccharomycetales; Saccharomycetaceae
Product: AFR041W-Ap
Exons: 1
Coding region: 1-228 (75 amino acids)
Source: RefSeq, marked provisional
AUGGCAUCGGUAACGUUUAAAGACAAUGCGGAAGUGAUAAUGAUAGGUGAGCAGGAUCGGAGAAGAGAGCAAGGUAUGGCCAGGCCCUGGAUAACGGGAUUCAUCGACGCGGAUAUCAUGUGGCAAAAGGACGGUCCGCAACUCAUAGUAGACAUCGCCAAAGAGAACUUCGAACAGCUUAUAUUGACAUUCGUCCUCUUGCUCUACAUUGUUGUGGCAAAGAUAUAA